Molecule: messenger RNA, 834 nt
Organism: Vidua macroura (Pin-tailed whydah)
Lineage: Eukaryota; Metazoa; Chordata; Aves; Passeriformes; Viduidae
Gene: ABHD8
Product: abhydrolase domain containing 8
Molecular function (GO): catalytic activity
Source: RefSeq, a predicted model, not a curated record
UUGUGGGGCAGAGAGGAGCCGGAGCCGGGAAAAACCCGGAUUUCUGCAGGCAUCACCAUGCUGACCAGCAUCACCGACGGUUUCCUCUGCUGCCUGCUGGGCAAGGCCCCCAACGCCGUGGGGCCGCUGGACAGCGUUGAGUCCGGCGACGGCUUCACCUUCCUGGAGGUGAAACCCGGCCGCGUCCUCCGCGUCCGCCACGCCGUCCCCGAGCGCCCGGGCCCCCGGGACCCCCCGGGAUCGCCGGGAGCCGCGGAGCGCGGCGCCGUGCGCUGCCAGCGCCGCAUCACGCUCUACCGCAACGGGCAGCUGCUGAUCGAGAACCUGGGCGAGGCCGGCGGCUCCGGCAGCCCCGGGAGCCCUCGGGCCGAGCCCGACGGCGAGCCGGGAGCACCGGAGCCCGGCGCCAAGGACGGCGCGGCCAAGCGCCGCAAGCGCAAGCCCAAGAGGGUGGUGACGGUGGACUGCGAGAAGCGCAUCACGAGCUGCAAGGGCACGCACGGGGACGUGGUGCUGUUCUUCAUCCACGGCGUCGGCGGCUCCUUGGACAUCUGGAAGGAGCAGCUGGAAUUCUUCUCCAAGCUGGGCUACGAGGUGGUGGCGCCGGAUUUGGCGGGGCACGGCGGCAGCUCCGCGCCGCCCGUGGCCGCCGCCUACACCUUCUACGCGCUGGCCGAGGACAUGAGGGCCGUGUUCAAGCGCUACGCCAAGAAAAGGAACAUCCUCAUCGGGCACUCCUACGGGGUGUCCUUCUGCACCUUCCUGGCGCACGAGUACCCGGAGCUGGUGCACAAGGCGAUCAUAAUCAAUAUAAUUACUAUAAUUAAUAAUUAA